UAAAUUUAUUUAAAAUGUUUAUUUAUUUAUUUAGAUUAAAAUCUUACUUCAAGAAUUGUUUAGCAUAGAGAAGUUCUCAAACUCAUUAUGUUUCAUUUAGGUUUACAAGAUGAAUUAUCGAUUCAUUUAUAUCCACAGACUUUUUCUCUGAUGCCGAGAUUGUCAUUAAAAAACACACACAUUGCAGAAAAUACUGAACCAAUCAGUAAAUCUGGAUAUGAAACCAGUUACGCCAACUUUGAAGUCCACGAUCCACCUGCAGAACAUAUAAAUGCAAUAUUGGAGCCGACAAAAUUAAUCAAAGAAAUUAGCCUUAAGGAUAUCACUGACAUCGCUCUAACAACGCUCGCGUUUUUAUCGUUUGGAAUGUUUGUCUUGCAGGUUCUAAUGUGUAUUACAAUGGUAAUUAAAUAUACUAUAGCACUUAGCAUUGGAAUCGGUAGUCCUAAAAAUCGUAACACAAAUAACACAUAAUUGAGCGCGAUAAUCAGCCUAAAUAAAUUUAUAAUUUUGGUAAGAGUUGUUUAAUAAGACAAUCAAAAAAUUUGAGUGAACCGCUUUUAUUAACAUUGGCAAGCUUAAAUUUGACACGGAAAACUUGUCAAAAUAUUUUAUGAUCACAACAAAACAUACUUCAAAAUACU
Molecule: messenger RNA, 644 nt
Organism: Drosophila albomicans
Lineage: Eukaryota; Metazoa; Arthropoda; Insecta; Diptera; Drosophilidae
Exons: 3
Coding region: 88-474 (128 amino acids)
Source: RefSeq, a predicted model, not a curated record